UCGUGAGAACAAAAAUGGCCCCCAAGUUGUUUGUUAUUGGAUGAGUGCUGUGCGCCCAAUUAUUGGUAAACACUGGGCACUAUUUAAAACAUUUGAGAUGAAUUUACAUAAAACGUCCACACCGUAAAUGGCACCACGAAUGUACGAGAAAUAUGAAGAGAAAAUUGAACGUUUUGGAACUGAGGCGGCUGAAGGAAAGUAGUGGCCAGCAGCAUCAAAUCAAGCCCGAUGAGUCGCCCACCAAGAAGCGUGCAUUUGGGGCGAGUUCAAAGCGCCCGAAAUCGGUGUGCAAAAAUUUGGGUGGCUAUGCGCGACCGGAGGAUCCCAGGGAGAACCAGAAUCUUAGCGCGGAGGAAAUCGCGUUAAUGUUCAUGGAGGUGUCGGAAAACAUCAAUCGCUGUUUCGAUUUUGAUCUGCAAAAGUGGUUGAGUCGGUACGAGGCUCUUCGGGGGAAGGAUGUGAACUUUCCCGAGGUGGCGAUGAUAAUUAUGAGUGCAGCGCAGAUUUACGGACGAAAGGUGGACUAUUUGGAGGAUAUUGUUUUACACAUGGAACAGGAUCAGAAGGGACGUGACGAAAGCAAUGAAAAGGGAGACAAACCGAACGUAACAACGGGUAGGAAGCGUGCCACUCGGUUCCAACCGCAGUCGCUGUCGGAUUGUUUCAGCGAUUUGGAGUUUACAGUCAUCGAUGAGAAGACGGUUCCCGUCGACAACCUUGUCAGCAGGGUGGAAGGGGUGGAUGUCGAUCGAAGGAACAAAUUUCAGCAGAUGCAAGAGUUGUGCAAUGAGCUGAGAAUGAUGCCCACAAAGCAGCGGCGCCAAGAAAUUCUGAACCGCCUAAGGGACGAAGCAAACAUUCCUCCAAUUAUGUCGAGCCAUACGGCGGCCAGGAAGAAUCAGAUUUUGGAUUUGGAAUCGGGCGAAACCAUUGGCACUCGGUACGACUAUCAGAUCCAUGUGAACUUCAUCGAUGUUAGGACCGGAACGCUGGUCCCGGAGCAUGAUCUGAAGAGGUUUUUCCAGCGUUGUGACGUGAUUGAUUAUCUCUUUGAACAACAACAGUGUGACCGGCUGGUCAGUGAGAGAGAUACGUGUCCGAUUUUACCGCUCAAGCCACGCGAGUUCAAGAUGUAUUUGCCACCGGAUUAUCUCAAAAAUAAAUAUCGCAUUCAAAUGAAUGACACUUCCGAUUUUGAUAACGAACUGUAUCAAGCCAGAAGCAGCAAUUAUCAGGAGGACCCCAUGCUGAAGCUGAUGGGGAGCAAACAUUCGAGCCGAGACAAAGAUCAUCAAAGGCCAAUUGAAGCUGAAAAAGAUGUGGACGCGUUGGAAACCAGCGCCUGUACCGAAGAGGCUUCAUUUGAAAAUGUAUCAUCUUCAUCUGUCAUCGAGCGUAGCAUUGAUGAUUCCAUGAAUAUGUCAGCAUUGCUGGAUUCUAGCCAGGAAGUGAUGAAUUCAAGUCAGGAAACUUCCACUCUCGAUUCUAGCCAGAGGACGCAUCCAACUGAACUUGAUUCGGAGAAUGUUCCCUCCGAAGACACCACCCGUUGUGCGUCAAAAGAGCAAUCCCCCGAACCGGAGCUGAUGGCGCUCGAGAAUCAACCCGAAGGUGCUUCUUCCGGUUGCGGUUCGGAACCCUCGCAAUCGCUGUGUCAAUCCCGACUCAGCAUGGAAGACGAAGGAAUCGGAGCGGAUCGGGAUUCUACGGCGGAUGCCACAUCACCGUUGAGCUUCGCGCGAACGCCUUCGAUGGACAAGCUGAGCGAUUGUAUCGAAUCGCUGCCAAAAACACCCGAACCGGGUGGGCAGUUCUUCGGGGGUGGUACAGUGAUAGGCGCAACUGUUGUGGGAGGAUCACUGAGGACGAUUUCGUUGAAGCCGGCGUUGUUGAAUUUGAACGUCUUAAAAAUUCCCGAAUGUCACUUGCGGAAGCAUCUGCUUUUCACACUGCCAGUGGAGUACAAAAGAAGGAAGAUGGAUCUGGUGAGGAGGACUAGCGAUAGAAACAAGGAUAUGCUUUCCUUGACUCUGUUCAGCUUACAUCCACGGACGUGGAAGAGUUCGGAGUGGCAGAAGAGGCCAACGACGCCUGAACCUGAGGAUUUUUACGGUUUCGACGAAUACGCGGAAAUUUUAAACGGACCCUACGGAAAGUGCUUGUAUAGCUUGGCACCGAUUAGCGAAGGUCGCUGUUCUAGUUUCUCUCGGGCUUCUUCGCCGGAAAGUGACUUUUUUGGCUUCGAUAGCGAUACUCUGUGUCAGGCAAUUCCCUCCUGCGGAACAAAUCAGAAUAAAAUCGCCAACGAGGAUACCGGAACGACGGAAGAUUGCAGCGGGUCCGACAAUGCGAAGUCCCCUGAGCAAGGUUUGGAACCGGUACCUCCUCCCCUGCAAUGCGAACCAACCUCACAGCAAUCGACUCCGACGCGUACAUUGUCCCGAGAUUCUGGGAUCUCUGACGAUCAAACCGAACGGCGCGAGAGUCGCUCGAAGGAAAAUACACCGGAACCAUUCAGUGCAGCUCCGGAGGCUACCGCCACUGCACUGAAUGAUAAACAAAUAAUGGGUAGCAAUAACAAAACCGUAUCUCCUGGCAGCGCAAAGUACAUCCAAAGCGUAACGGAAGCGAAAGAACUCAUUGAAAAGGUGAACAACUGGCAUCGCAAACUAAAACCGAUACUGAUUCAAUCGGAGAAGCGGAAUCAUUUCGAUAUUCACGCAUACGGGACGGAAAUUAUCGAUUCGUUUGGGAUGACGACGACGACGGAGGGGUCUCUGCUGUCGGCGCCAGUGAUUAGCUUCGCACAGAUUAUGGGCAAUAAACAGCAGGAUUAUACGGCUCGGUAUUUCCUAUCGAUGCUAAUGUUGGCCAACACGAACAAUGUUCAGAUAUUGGCAAGGAACCAGGAUUCAAAUCAACUUAGCGAGACAAACGAUAUCGAGUUGCGGUUGUUGAGCAGAAAGCGUCACCACCAGGAGAUGGAGAGUAUGGGAGAGAAGAUACCGUGCGAUAAUACGCUUCCGGGUGAUGGAGGCAAAACAAAAUCGGUACGUGCCAAGAAAAGAAAGAGACUAGAAGAGGACGAUGUUGGGAUGGAACGCGGAGCACCAAAAGAGAUGGACGGCGUUCAACGACUUCAAGAAGACGAUGAGCCGAAUCAUGACUUCCUGGAUAAAAUUGGAACAUUAUAUCCCGAUAUCAACAGCGAAGAAACGGUGAGAAAGCGGAUAGCCUUCAGUCGGGGUAUGCGCCGUUACGCGUAUGGAUUUUUGCCGGACGUACGAAGUGUUGAGGUUCAAGUUGCAGUAGGAGAGCCGCCACCGGCGGAACCAGACCCACAUCCGCCACCAAAACCCGCAGAAAAAGAUAUGGAUGAAAUACUUUCAGUGGAUCUUCUGACGAACGAAGCUGUGCUGGUUCCAAUCAAUGUGGACCCGGAUCCCUGCUGCUCCAAGAGUGUAUACUCCGUAGCUGAAUCCGGUUAUGAUUCAAUGCUUGGAGUAACUGAUUGCUAGUAUUAGGAAGACGCAUUCGAAUGCAUCUUAUAGCGUUGACACUUUUUUUUUUGUAUAUAAUUCCUCCUAGCUAUGUUGUGAGGGUAGCGAAUUUCACGAACGUUUAGAAUUUAGGUUCACAAACCUAGGAUUAGGCCAAAACUUUCACUAUUAGUUACUUUAUCCACUUUUUCCUCCCAGUACAAACAACAUAUAUGCAUCUUAAUUUUUUGGGUUACAACGCCCUGACCAGUGAAUUUAGUUUUAGAUGACGUUUUUGCUUUUGAAAAAAAGUCUACUCUUGACUCGAAUUUAAUUUCUUUAUUUAUAUUUAGGCAGAUUUUUUGCUGCUUCUCAUAUUAUUCCUUACUGACACAUAGUGCACAUUUGCCCUGCAUUUCAAGUUUUAUUUUUCGAACAAGAACAAUUGUUAAUAAUUUAAGUAUAAUUGGACCAUGGAAAUGACAACAUUCUUUGUAAUAGCUGAAUUAUUUGCGAAUUAAGAUAAAAUUUCUACGCAUUGUUUACGUAUUCUUGCAUCCAGUGAAGAAUUUAGAUGUACUGUUUACUUUUCUUUUCUAAAGUAACUGUAUAUAGUGUAGAGAAAAAAUUGUCGAGUAAAACAAUUGGACUAACAGAUGGAAAAUUUAUUGUAACAUACUUA
Molecule: messenger RNA, 4161 nt
Organism: Toxorhynchites rutilus septentrionalis
Lineage: Eukaryota; Metazoa; Arthropoda; Insecta; Diptera; Culicidae
Gene: Cap-H2
Exons: 6
Coding region: 153-3518 (1121 amino acids)
Biological process (GO): mitotic sister chromatid separation; meiotic chromosome condensation
Cellular component (GO): nucleus; condensin complex
Molecular function (GO): chromatin binding
Source: RefSeq, a predicted model, not a curated record